GGUCAGUAGGGGAUAUAUAGAAGUGAUUUAACGUGUCUAUUUGCAAGUAAAGUUAAUGAAAUUACAAUGAAGUGGUGCGUAUGUACGUAUGGAUGGAGUCGGUAAGAAAGAAUAAAGAUUGAUGUAGCUUGGGGCGCGAAUGAAAGGGUGGAGAAUCGGCGGCUGAGAAAAGCUCGGGAGGGGACGGAUUGCUGGGGUGGCUCUAGCUCGAAUGCUGAGGUCCCAUGGUGUAAUACUGCUGCCGGGGGUCGGGUUUUGGCCGGGUCGUUUGCGCGGCUGCUGCGCAGCUCGAGUCAUGUGUAUAUAUAAAGUGUAUGUAAGUGAACGAAUGUGCGCGAGAGAGAGUUUGGGGGUGUAAGUGAGGGAGAAAGAGAGAGAGAGAUGGAGAAGAACGUAGGCAAGCAAGCAAGCAACCACUACAGCAAACUUUACCAUAGUAGUUCCUGUCGUUUUCACCACUACCAGAUCGUUCCUCUCGCUUCACUUUGCGAGUACUACCCCCGGCAGCCUGGCCGAGCUUGCAGCGUACUCCCCAGUUAAGCAUAGGAGAUCCUUCACUCGGUUCGCAUCGGGUGAUAUGGAGGCGAGCAAUAGUUGUAUUGAACUAUGACGAAUUACGUGUCAGUGACCUGCUGAAGGUCUUUUUACUCAAUUUUUUAUUACUCUUAUAAUGUCUAAUGUGAAAGCUCAUGUGAAACCUUUUGAAAAGUUGUUAUUAUUAUUAUUGUCAUCAACAUCAUCAGCUCUGUAAUUGUUCUCCUUACGAAGCAUAAGGCUGCAGCCAAAUUUACAUUACAUUCAAGUUCAGUCGCCCUUUGUAGGCCCUUUUUAAUCCUCGUAUAGUAUCAUACGAGUGUUCUACGCUACAGACACCCCUCACUUCACGGAAUAUUGGACAUGGUGAAGGGGCAUGUUGGUGUUCCGGCGAUUGCUGAUCGCAGCUGCGCUUGCAGCAAUCGGUCACUGCCCUGGUGCGUUUAUUAGUUACCUAGGAUUUGGUUUAUACGUCGAUGGAACUCCCGUUGCCAGUCCUUUUACUGCAGUUACAUUAAAAAAUGAAGUUGGCUGUCGCCUAUCCGAAUUCCGAUGUGAAAACGAUCACUGCAUCGCGCAAGAUAAAUUUUGCGACGGAGAGAAUGAUUGCACGGACAAAUCAGAUGAGCCAAAAUAUUGCACUCCUUGCAAUAGAACACUUUAUGGUGAUGUGGGACGAACGUAUGAAGUGGAAGUCCGUCGUCCUCGAGAGGAUCGAUUACCGUUUAUUUGCCACCUUAAUUUUACGGCUGCAAGUGGCAAUUAUGGGGAUUUAAUUCAGCUGACGUUCGAUACAUUUACUGUUGGCCGCUUCCUGUCAUUCACAAAUCAAGGUUGUCCUGAUGGGUUUAUGACGAUCCGUGAAGCAGGUAGACCAGCAACAGGCGGACAAUGGUGUGGAAGUGCAUGGGGAUAUACUGUCUAUUAUAGUGAAACACCUUCCAUUAAUCUCACACUUUAUCUUGCCAGAUUAUCGGAACAGGGUAUUGGAUAUAACUUUGAUUUCAAAUUGUCGUAUAAAUUUUUGAAAAAAAGUGAAGCUCAUUUAAGAUAUGGAAAUAAUACUAUGGCCACAUGGCGCGGAGAUUUAGUAAAUGGAACUUAUUGUGACCGAGUUCUCACAAGAUGUGACACUCGAGCAUGUCGUCUCCAAUCACCAAAUUAUCCUGGCGUUUAUCCACGGAAUGUUACUUGUUAUUAUCGAAUUGAACAUAAACGGGCACCACCUGGUCACAGGGCCUUGCUCGCUGUGAAUCAACGGAAUAGUCAUAAAAUUCACAUCAAAGAUCAGGUCGUUAAAUAUGAUCGGAGUCAGCGAAUAUUGAGGGUAUGGGAUCAAUGUAACGUUGUUCAAGAUUAUUUGACUGUCUAUGACGGAGGCUCAACAACAGAUAGAGUUUUGGUGCGUCUUUGUGGUGGUGACACAGUACCAGAUAUUGUCAGUAGUCAUAAUACCAUGCUCCUUGAAUUUCAUACGUCCCCGUAUGAUAAUCCUUUUCAUCCCGUUCCCUUGUCGUUUCUGCCGGGUUUCGAACUCGAAGUUCACGUACUUUUUGUCGAUGACAAAUCUCGAAGUUUUGUCAAAGAAAACUCAAACUGUGACUUCUAUAUAACCAGCUACGAAAGUCCAUCGGGUAUACUUGAAAAUCCCAAACACUCACUGCCACCCAAUACAACAUGUCGAUACCACUUUCAUGGAAAACCAAAUGAAAUUGUUUGGAUAUCUUUUGUAAAAUAUUAUUCAGCAAGUACAGAUCCAUCGACUGCAAGUAUUGAUACGAAUAACGAGUGUAAUGCUAAACUUAUCAUCUGGGAUGGUGAUUUACAAUCAUCUGAAAAACAAGCAGAGAAGAAAAUUCGAUUGAUGGGACAAUUUUGCAAGGAUGAAAUACCUGUCCUAUGUGAUCAUAGUCUUUUACGAAACAGUAGCCGUCAUACACGUCCGUGCAGCCUAGCAGAAAGUUAUGUCUCAACGGGUCGAGAUUUAACACUGGAACACAUCCUACGUCAAGGCAGUGCACUGUAUCCAAUAAGCUUUGUCUUACGCUAUGAAUUCGUUCACAAUGCAAUGUCUUGCCAUCUCGUCUUCGCAUCAUCAGCCAAGUCUUCGUCAAAUCACGUGGGAUCUUCCAUGAAAAAAUCUACUGGGAUUUCCGGUAAAUUUACGUCUCCAAAAAGUGUAUUUUUUUAUGGGCGUGGUGGGGCUCACAAUCUAAGUUGUGUAUAUCGAUUUGAAGCUGAAGCCGAUCAAAAAAUAGAGAUAACUAUUUCAAAAGCUUUCUUCGGCGAUAAGAUAUGCAUGUCAUACGUGGAUCCUUUGGUAAAUCGAUGGACGUGUGAUCGACGCACAUCAGAUAUCAAAAUAAAUGGAUAUGCUGAGCUCGUCGUCACGGAAUACCCAUGGCCUGGUAUUCAACUUAUUCGUGAUUGUUUUUGCUCAAAUAUAACCCACGAUCGAAUAUCACUCACAUCGCUAACUUCCAAUAUUGUUGAGCUCAUAUUCACAGUAACGCACAUGAAUGUUACUCAAGAUUACAACGAUUUUCUUUUCGAAGGAGAAUAUCGAUUUAUUUCUAAUAGUAAUAAUAAUAAUGAUAAUACAGAGAGUAAUGAUCAAUUAUCAUCUUCAUGUCCAUCAAGGUUUGAAGAACGUAGACUACGUGGAACUAGUGGUGAAAUAUCGAUGAAAAGUCCUAUAGUUUCUAUGAAACAUUACGUAACUGCUGACGUUAAAGCAGCUGUUGAAGAAGUACUUGAGAACACUGAAGAUCUCACUGCAACUCAAUUAAUGUGUGUUAAUAGUGAACCCUGGCUUAUUGAACCAGAAGACCCUCGAAUAAAUUUCCUCUAUUUACGAACAACUGGAUUCACGAUUAAUGCUGAUAAUAUUGCAGACUGUAAAACUCUUAAUAGAAUUAUUGUUUAUUCUGCAGUUAACACAAGAGAUAAAAGUGUAAUAUGUCCAGAGUUACAUAAGAUUGACAAUGGUAAAUCGAAAACUGUAGACUUUUUCUCAGGAGGAUGGAAUUAUUCAGUGACAAAUGGAGCUAUUCCAUCAUUUAAUCCAAUAGCACAGCACUCAAGAAGUUUUGUUAUUGAAUUUAUUCAAAAGGAACCUGGCACUUACAGCGUAUCGUGGAUUGCGAUUUCAAGAAGAAGUGCUUCCAUUUCUCAAUAUCCUGGGGAUAACAGUAAUAAUGCGAUUAUUCUGACUUCUGCUGAUGAAUGUCCAUACAGAUGCCCAGAAAUUCAAGCAUGCAUUAGUUCUAUACUUUGGUGUGAUGGGAUCCGCCACUGCCCGUCAGGAUUUGACGAAGAAGAGAUCAACUGUUCUUAUCGUUUUGGAGAAACACUACUGUAUGGAGCCAUUGGAGCAGGUAUUUUGGGUAUAUUUCUCAUUUUACUUCUUGCUACUGGCUGUCUGAAAUACUGCUUAUAUCGACAUAAAUUGCGGAAAAAAAAGAAAAAGAAAAAGAAGAAAAAAUCGGUCAACUCACUGAAUGUUAAUAAUGUCCAUGUUAAUCAUACCCAUCAUCAUAAUAAUGGUUUAACAAGUAGUGGUCAAUUGAGUGGUCAGUAUAAUAGUAUCGCUAAUCCACAAGAUGUGUACAUUGAUAAUUACGGCAAGGACAGCAUUUGUUGACAAUACGCCACCGUCAAUGUGGAGACUACGGUAUGAUUACAAUUACCAUAAUAUAUUUGUUUAUUUACAUUCAAUUAUAAGCACAAUAUGAUAGUUAUUUGGAGUACAGAGCAAUAAAAAAGUAACUACUAUUGUAACAAAUAUAUUUUCAAUUUAUUCAAAAGAAAAAAAUAUAGCUUUAUUGAUUCAUUUCAUCAAUACUUUUUAUAAUGAUUUGUUAUAGAGUCUUCUAUGAUACUCGUAGAAUCGUAUUCUUACAAAAGGAAAACUAUUCUUAACCAGAGUGGAAUACUUAUUUGAAUAAAAAAUAAUAAUGAAAGUUAAAAAAAGAAAUUUUCCACAUAAUUGGAAUUAUUUUUCAAUACUUGAAUUACUUUUUUAUCUGAACUGCUUGAAAUAAUUACUAUCAAUAGAGAAAAAUUUAUUUUUUUAAAUUAUUAAAACUUAUUUAUUAGCGUAUAAUUUUAUUCGUUUAAUAAAUUAUGUUCACGUUGAGAAGAAUUAUGACCAACAUAGCCAAAACACUUCAAUUACGUUGGGUAAUUAAUCAACAGUAUUAUUAUUUAUUAGUUUCUGUUCAUCCUAUUGUUUAACCUUAACAAUGCAGCUUUUGUUAUUAAAGGUUAAUGAAAAAGUGGAGAAAAGUAUUUUAUAUUAUAUCUAUAUAAAAACAAGUUCAUUUGUAUGAAUUAUUAUUAAUCUUUGUUUUUUAUUGUUUUUUCUACUAAUUAACAAAAGAAAAGAAAUUUUAAAUAUAGAAUGACAGAAAGCUGUUUACAUCAAUUGUGGAUAUAAACAAACAAUAUUUAAUACUGAUACUAAUAUUUUUAUUUUUUACGUAAGAUUUGCAAUAAAUACAAAUAAUGUCGUGCCAAAAAAAAAUAUUUCACAGAUUAGUAUUGUAUAAGCCUUUAAAGAAAAAUCACAAAUAGGAAAAAAAAAAUAUACUUAUACCAAUUUUAUUAAAUUACGUAUAUUUGUCGCAAUAAUAAAGAAUGAAAUUUACAUACGCGAUUGAUACAUAAUUAAGCGAGUACCUUUAGAACGUCUAUAGUUCACUUACUUGCAGGUAGCGGAGCAAAUUAUUUAUUAAGUCAAAGAACAAAGAAACUGAUAAAUACAUAAAACAGACCAUAAUGAAUGAAAAAUUUUAAAAAUUAAGUCGCUGUGUUUUAUGUAGGAUGGAGAGUACUUGCGGUAUAUAACGUUAUUUAAAGAUUGUAAAACCAUGAAUGACAAAUAGAAAAAAGAUUUUUAAACAAAAAAAAAAAAACUCGAUAGGUUUGGAAUAAAUAAGAAGAAAUAAAAUGGAAUGCUCAACUGUACUGUAUCAUAAAUGAGAAAUUUUAAAUAUACUUAAUGGAAUUUCAAUUAGUCGAUAAUUAAGAAUUUCAUAAAACUGUACUUUUUCGUAUCAUCAUUAUUAUUACUGUAUUAAUUAAUAUUUGAAAGAAUCGGAAUAAGAAAGAAAGUUUCAAACUAGUUUGUCUUAACCUUCUGGUUAUCAGUGUUGCCACGAAUUGAAAUUAUCAAUUUUAAUCAAAUAAAAAACUUUUUUAUACUGUAAUAAUAACAAAAUA
Messenger RNA from Chelonus insularis, 5757 nucleotides. RefSeq lists its product as uncharacterized. The record is from RefSeq and is a predicted model, not a curated record. Lineage: Eukaryota; Metazoa; Arthropoda; Insecta; Hymenoptera; Braconidae. Gene Ontology annotation, cellular component: plasma membrane. Gene Ontology annotation, molecular function: protein binding. Bases 911 to 4177 code for a protein of 1088 amino acids. The transcript is spliced from 8 exons.